AUGUACGUCCAGCACACUGGGCUGAGACCCUCAAGUACCAACCACUGGAGGUAUUCUACCCACGGUAUCCGUCCUCCGCGGAAGGGCCUUGCCCCUAAGCACCGCAGGACGUCUUUGCGUCCUUCAAGACGCACUGGUAGUCAGCGCUGGUCUCGAUGGCGACUCAUAGAAGCCAGAAGCGUUGCACCAACCUGCAAACGCGGAGAUUACAUUGAUUACAUUGCAACUGCCUGGAUUGGCUGGAUCACGGUUACUGUCGUCCGCGGUUUCCGUCUGCCAUGGGUAAAGACUCAGUAG
This is a messenger RNA of Aspergillus fumigatus Af293, 297 nucleotides long. RefSeq lists its product as uncharacterized. The record is from RefSeq and is a predicted model, not a curated record. NCBI's taxonomy places the organism in Eukaryota, Fungi, Ascomycota, Eurotiomycetes, Eurotiales, Aspergillaceae. The coding region runs from base 1 to 297 and encodes 98 amino acids. The transcript is spliced from 2 exons.